This is a messenger RNA of Polistes dominula (European paper wasp), 2338 nucleotides long. It is a transcript of the gene hoka, whose product is annotated as membrane protein hoka. The record is from RefSeq and is a predicted model, not a curated record. NCBI's taxonomy places the organism in Eukaryota, Metazoa, Arthropoda, Insecta, Hymenoptera, Vespidae.
ACAUUUCUAUUAUAUGCAAUUAGAUGAGUACUAUAUUAUUAUGUUGAUGAACAAUAUAUAUUAUAUUGAUGAACAAUGAAUUAAUGCUUAUGAAACUUUCCUAACGAUUGACGCUAUUUUACUUUACUAUCAUUUACAUAUCACAUUUAUUUCAUUUUGAUCAUAUAAUUUGGAGCAGCAGCUAUUAUGAAAUUUUACGCCUUAUAACGUUUCAAUCAAAAGGAAAAAAGACGGUUUAUGAUCAUACGAAGGAAAAUGGUUUCUUCGAUGUUAUAUGGUGCUGAAUAAUUAAAACAACAUAAGAAAUAGAGAAAAGAGAGAAUAAGAAAUGGGGAGACAGACUAAAAAAAAAAAGGAAAAAAGAAAGAAAGAGAGAGAGAGAGAGAAAGGAAAAGAUAAUGUGACACAGAAUUUACAGUUUGUAUUAAAAGAAUGUAUAACUAAAGAUAACGAUAUAAGCAACAAAGGAAUAAUAAUAAAAAAAAAAAAAGAAGAAAAAGAAAAAAAGAAAAGGCAGAGAAUGCGGUAAAUACAAAAGUUUACUGUAAACUUAGCAAAAAGUGAUGUUUGGAAUGCCUUGUAUAUGUGCCAGCUAUUUAUAUUUACAUUUAUAUUAUUAUAAAACAUAUUCUCAGAAGUCGCAUCAAAGCUUUACUUUUGUCGUAUACACAUAUACACUCUUUAAAUAGUAUUAAUGAAAAGUGAUCAUUAUAUAAAUCACUUACACGUAUUGGUUUGUACCAAUACUACUUACAAUAUAAGCAGGAGAGCAAAAUAACAAUUACAAAAUAUGCUGCGAGUCAGAUAUUAUACCAUUAUAUAAAUUAUGCUUUCUUAAAUAUAAAUAUUAUUUGUAACAUUUAAAAAAAAUAUAUAUAUAUAUAAUAUAUAUAUAUAUAUAUAUAUAUAUAAUUGCAUAUAAGUAAAGACAAAUACAAAAGAAUGUACUAUUACGUUACCCCUUACAGAUAAAUAAUAUUAGGAUUAUAUUCUUAUUAUCUCAUAAUACUCGCAGUAGUUGUACCGCCUAGUUUGUUUUCUUCUCACUUGACAUUUUCACGCUUUGACAUCUAUUAUUCUGAGAUUAGAACAAUUGCGUGAAUGAUUUACUAUAUAUGUAACUUGGUUCCUUAAUUUUCAAUCAAUAAAAAGUCAUGUAAUUAAGAAAUAUAAUAACUUAAAAUUAUUCUUUUCUGUUGUUUAGAUUAUAAAAACCCGAAUCUCCUUGCCCUGUACACCCAGCCAUAGUCGCUUCUCUUUUUGUCAAAUUGUAAAUCUUCAAUGUGAUAUAUUUCUCAUGUCAAUGAGAAUACAAUAAAUCAUAUAUAGACCGAUGCAUACUGUUAAACCAGUAAUAUAUCUUAUUUCUUUUGAAACAUAUUACAUUUACAUGAACUUUGUAAAUAUAUACAUACAAUUUAUGCCAAAGAGAACAAAAAUAUAUCAAAAUCUUUUUACUGAAGCAUUUUAUGUCAGAAACUAUUUAAUCAUUUUACUGAACUGCACUACUAUUCAUUUUCUCAGGUAUUUUAUCUCUUAUAGUAUUAAAACAGAUAGGCUACAUUCUAUAUCUCUGUUAUCACUUGUUAUCUAUCGCCGUUGAUUCAUCAGUCGACAAUCAACGCUACACCCAGUUUUUUUUUAUCCACUGAAAAGAGUUAUUCUAUUAUCCUCUUAAAAAGUGAACUAACUUAUAACAAUUUAUCAAUUUAAAAUGUAUUCCAAAAAAUUACUGUUCUACCUUGCAGUUGGUUUUCUUAUUAUGGGAAUCUUUAUCGACGAAACAGAAGCAAGACGUAAAAUACUACGCGGUCGUAAAACAAUAACAAGGCAAUAUUACAGAGGUACAGCUAUACCUGCAUGGUCGAUAGUACUACUCUGUGGGAUUAGUAUGUUACUCAUAGGCGGUGGUCUUUAUGUUUUACUACAAAAAUUUGUAGUUGAUGCAGCUGAUACAUCAAAAAGCCAUUCGUAUCAACCAGCAUUACAAAAUGAAGCAUAAUUUUUUUUUUUUUUUUUUAAUAAAUUAUUAUAAUUAUUUGUUUUUAUAUAUACGUUUAUCAAAAUCAUUAAAUUAUAAUUCAUGUAUAUCUUCUUAACUUAUGUAUCAAUAGGAUGGUGAUCAAUAUAUUUUUAAUAUUACAUCUAUCUGUAUAAACACAGUGAUAAUAUUUUAUUUUUUCUCCAUCACAAUUACUUCAAAUUUUGUAUUUUGCAUUAAGCAAUGUCAUUUAAUAUCAUUAUUAAUCAUUUCUCAUUUCCAGGUUAUUAAUUGACUACAAAUAUUUAAACUAUCAAAUAUUCCACGCAUCAUUAAUUAUAUUGCAUUUUCUUUUUC